ACUCUUUCUCUCUCACAAUACACAUGCAGUGGCCGCAAAUGCAGGAAGCACAGCUCUAUCAUCAGACAGUGGAAACACAACCACAACAUGCAGGGCUGAAGCUGUUCGUUCAUUGAAGGACAACUCUACUGACCAAUAGUUGUUGUUUUUACAGAUGAGAAGGAGAGAGAAGAAACACUUACUGUCUGAGACCUGAGAAGAAAGGAAAGGAGAAGAGGAUAUAGUAAAUGAGAGAUACUUGACUGCUUUCUCUGAGACCUGAGGACAAGAGAAGAGAGGAGAUGAUAUAGUAAAAGAGAGAUACUUUACUCCUUUCUCUGAGACCUGAGGACAAGAGAAGAGAGGAGACAAGAAGAGACAGUAUUUUUCUGUUAUGAUUUUAGUCUCUGAUGGAGGAUGUUCUUCAGUGAUGCAGAUGUAACAGCCUGUGAGUCAGGACAUGCAAUUCUACUACGUGUACGUGGGUGACCAUACGUGGGCGACCAUGUUGGGCCAGAGUGUCCGUUUGCAGCCAGUACCCAUCCAGAGCCUGUCUGAGCUGGAGAGAGCCCGGUUGCAGGAUGUGGCCUGCUACCAUCUGGAGAAGAGGGACCUGGACUUCAACAUCAGCAUCCCCAGAGAAAUCCGCAAGAGGAGGAAAUCACUCAGACGGAAGUUUGACUCCUCCAAAGAGAAGAAAGAGAAAGAACGAGAGACAGCCGCCAAGGCGUUUGGUAUAACCCUCUCCCAGGCGAUAGCCAACGACCGGGCGUACAAGCAGCGCCAGGAUGCUCUGAAGGAGAGCAGAAGAGACUGUCUGGAUCUGGAGGCCAGCGUCCUGAUGUUCCGGGCUGAAAAACGCCAGCUUAGCGACGGGAACAAACCCCUCUGCAGCACGGCUUCAUCACCCUUCAGUGGAUCUACAGCUUCGUCUUCAUCAUCCUCGUCAGUGCUGGAGCUGCACAGCAAGCCGCUCUCACCCAGGUUCCUGGAUAACACGGCUAGAGUGCAGAGACGGGGUGGCCUAUCAGUGGACUGCAUCUCAGAUCUUGUAGAGAGUCAGUCCCGCCUGUUGGAGGCGCUACAGCUGUCCCACCCUGCAGAGCUGGAGCUGAAGAAGACUGCAGCCGGAGCCGGGGGGCGGACCCAGACCAAGCUCAGCCUCAACCCCAUCUAUAAACAGGUCCCCCGUGUGGUGGAACGCUGCUGCUGUCACAUAGAGAGACACGGGCUACAAACUGUGGGGAUCUUUCGUGUUGGCAGCUCCAUAAAGAGAGUUCGGCAGCUGCGUGAGGACUUUGACAUGGGGACAGAUGUGUGUCUGGAAGAGGAGACCAGUGUCCAUGACGUAGCAGCCCUGCUGAAGGAGUUCCUCAGAGACAUGCCUGACCCUCUACUGCCUAGAGAGCUCUACUCUGCUUUCCUCCACGCCAACCGACACCAUCUCUGGACCACAGGACACCAUCUCAGGACCACAGGACACCCACCACAGGACCAGGUGUUCCUAGGCAACAAGAUGACAGCAACUAACCUGGCGGUGAUAUUUGGUCCCAACCUGUUGCAGGGGGAGAGGGGCGGAGGGGACAGGGAGAUGAGUCCUCAUUCCAUGGACAUCGAGGACAGCGCCGCCAUCAUCAACGUCACCCUGCAACUUAUACAGAACUAUAAGCAACUAUUCACGGUGUCAGCAGAGCUCCAACAAGAGGUGCUGAUGAGUCUCAUUCAGACAGAUCCUGACAUCAUCGACUAUCUUCUCCGCAGGAAACUCAGUCACCUGGCGGUGGGGACAGUAGAUUCUACGGGGAGUCGGCGGGACACGGGGGUGUCUCUGGACUCUGUGGGGUCAUUCAGUGAUAGCCUGUCACCCCUGGAGACCCCCUCGCCACUCUUCAACUUGUCCCCCCUGGAGCCCCCCUCUCCCCUCUUCAACCCUGACGGGCCCGGGGACGGCAGCCUGACCAGUGAGGUGUUCUUUAACCUGGAGGCGCUACGACACCACAACAACAAGAAACGCUCCAACGUGAUCCUGUCCAAGUCCAUCGGCCAGAUGAGACAGUUUCAUUCCAACCACAACCUCCUGAGUCUGUCCCAGUCCUCUAGCAGCUCCAGAGUCCACCCAGAGGACAGCUACCAUGCCCAGGAACAGAGGGCUCCACUGGGGGAAGAUCUGAGCUUCACCCUGGGGGCUGCCUCAUGCUCCAGCCUGGGAGGACAGGGGGAUAACAGUGUCUGGGUGAGGCAGACACCCCAGGAGGAAAGAGAGAAACAGGUGGCUAACAGUGUCUGGGUGAGGCAGGCGCCCCAGGAGGAGAGAGAGAAGCCAUCUCCAAGUCAUUCCAGUUAUUUCUGGGACUUCUUCACAGGGAAGAGCUCGGGGUCAGAGACCAUGGUAUGAUAGGACACGACACUGGGGGGUGCGGUGGAGGGGUGAGUGCAUUCCAGGGGCGGAUUGGGACUAGAAAUCGUUGGAGCAGCCCACCGGGCUUUUGUCGGUUCUGCCAGUUUCUAGGCUGAUGGAAGGUGGUUUGACCAUGGACUCUAUGGGGGCGUCCAGUGGUAGCCUGUCACCUGACCAUGAGAGAGAGGGUAUAUACACGUGUCAGACAAGCACAACCCAAACAAACAUACUAAACACACUGUUUAAAUACUAACACUGCUUGGGACUAACAUUACCAAGGAAUUUUAUAGAUAUAUUUUUUUACUAUUGUUCCUAUAUCUCCUUUGGACUCUGUGUGAUGCGGCUGCAGACUAUGUUAUGGUACACUAUCCCUUAUUACAGUACAGCUUUUUACUCAGCUCAUGAAUUAAGUUUGAAACAUUGGUUACAAUUAUGGGGGGGGGGGCUUCAGCUUCUGAUGCAAAAAAAACAAGAAAAUGGGGACUCUUCUUUCUAUUCCACAAGAGGGCAAACUUUACCACACCUCGUAUAUACAUCAUCUGGCUGCUGUGAACUGGACCCAUUACCCCACUUCACAGGACGAUUUGAAUUAACUACCAGGGACAAUAUGGCCGUAGAUAUGUUCUACAACUAAAGACAUUAGUUAAAUAAAGUUUACAUUUAAAAAAUAUUUUAAAAAGACCUACCUAAAGAUUCUGGGAAUGCUGUGUACUGUACAUACCUAGCUGAAGAUGGAGAAUGCUGUGUACAGACCUACCUGAAGAUUGAGAGAGAAUGCUGUGUACAGACCUACCUGAAGAUUGAGAGAGAUUGCUGUAUACAGACCUACCUGAAGAUGGAGAGAGAAUGCUGUGUACAGACCUACCUGAAGAUGGAGAGAGAAUGCUGUGUACAGAACUACCUGAAGAUUGAGAGAGAAGGCUGUGUACAGACCUACCUGAAGAUGGAGAGAAUGCUCUGUAUAGACCUACCUGAAGAUUGAGAGAGAAUGCUGUGUACAGAACUACCUGAAGAUUGAGAGAGAAGGCUGUGUACAGACCUACCUGAAGAUGGAGAGAAUGCUCUGUAUAGACCUACCUGAAGAUUGAGAGAGAAUGCUGUGUACAGACCUACCUGAAGAUUGAGAGAGAAUGCUGUGUACAGACCUACCUGAAGAUGGAGAGAGAAUGCUGUGUACAGACCUACCUGAAGAUGGAGUGAGAAUGCUGUAUACAGACCUACCUGAAGAUGGAGAGAGAAUGCUGUGUACAGACCUACCUGAAGAUUGAGAGAGAAUGCUGUGUACAGACCUACCUGAAGAUGGAGAGAGAAUGCUGUGUACAGACCUACCUAUAGAUGGAGAAAGAAUGUUGUGUACAGACC
Molecule: messenger RNA, 3739 nt
Organism: Oncorhynchus tshawytscha (Chinook salmon)
Lineage: Eukaryota; Metazoa; Chordata; Actinopteri; Salmoniformes; Salmonidae
Product: Rho GTPase activating protein 36
Exons: 13
Coding region: 440-2374 (644 amino acids)
Biological process (GO): signal transduction
Source: RefSeq, a predicted model, not a curated record